This is a messenger RNA of Drosophila innubila, 3997 nucleotides long. RefSeq names its product vacuolar protein sorting-associated protein 8 homolog (gene Vps8). Lineage: Eukaryota; Metazoa; Arthropoda; Insecta; Diptera; Drosophilidae. Gene Ontology annotation, molecular function: protein binding. Gene Ontology annotation, biological process: protein targeting to vacuole; vesicle-mediated transport; endosomal vesicle fusion. The record is from RefSeq and is a predicted model, not a curated record. Gene Ontology annotation, cellular component: late endosome; HOPS complex.
UUUCGUACAUCGAUAUUUGCAGAAUUGUAAGAGCGUUAUCGAUAAAAUGGUGGGCGUUCAUUGAUAAAAAUUAAGAACAAUAAAAAGUUGUAGAAAAUUAACUUUAAGGGCAAUUUUGAGCGGAUAAAAAGUAAGCGCUAGGCUGAGCAGCAUGGCGGAGUUGAAGGCACCGUCGCUGCAAUCGCUGCUGGAAUCGGAUCGCGGCUCCACGGACAGUUUGCAACUUGAUUUCGAAUUCGAAGACUUGGAUGAUGUGGAGUUUGCCAUACCGCCGACAGAUGUGCUGCCCACGCUGGAGACGGUGCUCAGUGAAUUCGAGGCGGAUUCGGAUGUUGCCUCCGAACUGGGAGUUCCGGUGCCGCGAGCGACGCCAACGCCCUCUAUCGGCGAGGAUUGUGGCGUGCGUGCGGAUGGCAGGGGCGGGGGUGGCUCUGGUUCCAUAAUGCGUUACACUCUGCUGCAUGGCAUUUCGGCCCAGCUGACAUCGGCGGCGGAGCGUGUGAAUGCGGGAGCAGCCAGUUCCUGUGCCGUGGCAGCUUACAUAGCUGUGGGCACCUCACAUGGACACAUACUGAACUUUGAUGUCACCCAAACACUGCGCUGGGCACACCAGGAUAAGCACAGUCAAGGCGCUGUUUCCAGUCUGGCUUUCAAUGCGGAUUCCACGAGAUUAUUAGCGGGAUUCGCUAGAGGAUUGGUUACGAUGAUAGACACACAGUCGGGUGAUGUGCUCCGGGAACUGUUUGACGUCAUUACACCCAAUACGGGUGUGCUGCACGUCAAGUGGACGUCACGCUCCUCGCUGGCUCUGUGUGCGGAUGCGGGCGGAUCUGUUUGGUCGCUCAGCUUCACCCGUAAGCUGGGCAUACGUGGCUGCAGCUCACGUUGCCUGUUCUCCGGUGCUCGUGGCGAGGUCUGCGCCGUGGAGCCGCUCAUCAUGGAUGUGCAGGGACGUCAUGAACUGGAUCAGUACUGUAUAGUAGCUCUCGCCACGCUCUCCAAGUACUUCAUAGUGACUGUGCGUCCACGUUUGCGUGUCAUCAAAUACCAUGCACUCCAAGGACCACAGGAUUGUCUGCCACUGCUCGCCUGGCAUCUGGUGCUGAUCCAGGCGGCGGAUACAAGUCGUUCCGUUGAUCCCGUCAUUGUCGUUGGACGCGGCAAUCAACUGUUCUUUCAUCAGCUGUUUGUGGCCAAUGGACGCAUCACUUUGCUGUAUCUGCGUCAUGUGCAGCUGCAGAGCAGCCUCCUCUCCGCCCACUGGCUGGGUCCCAAGUGUGUCGCCUCGCUGGACACCUCGGAGAUUCUACAUUUGGUGGAUGUACGCUCUAGCCGGGAACUGGAGUGCAUGGAUAUGGCCAAUGCCGGUCUGGUCUAUGGUUCCGCCCAGUUCAAGGGUCUUGCCACUGGUGGUAAUGUGUCACCCGCCUUCGCCUUGGCCGGCACCAAUGCCUGCUACAAUUCCGUCGUCUCGAGAGGCACACAGCUCUAUGUCCUCGGUGCCAGAUCCCUGCACAUCAUUGGCGUGCGCACCUGGUCGGAACGCAUCAGCUACUUGGUGAAGAACCAUCGUUGGCAGGAGGCUUGUCAACUGGCCCUCGAUGGCUAUGUCGCCUCCACGGAUCGUCCACGUAAGCGUGCCCAGGCCAAGGAGCGCAUCAUAAUGCUCUUCAAGGAAUACAUUGCAAAUUCGGCGAGAGCACCCGAUUACUGUCUGGGUGCCAUUGUGAAUUGCCUGAUAACAAUUGGGGAGUUGGAGCUGCUGUGGACGCAGCUCUGGGAGAGAUUACACAACAACACGGAGCUGUUUCUGCAGCACAUCUCGGAGCACAUUGAGCAGGAGCACAUACACAGUGUUAAUCCGGUCAUAUCACAGGCUCUGGUCGAUUACUGGCUACAACAUUCGCCCGCCAAGCUGGAGCAGCUGAUCCUGAAGCUGGACUGGAUGUGUUUGGAUCUGAAUCAGGUGCUCAAGGCCGUGAAGCGUCAUCAGUUGUAUCGGGCACAGCUUUAUCUCAAUGCCUGCGCCUUGAAUGACUACACGGCCGCACUGACAGAGCUGCUGCUGAUCCUGACACCCGAGCAAACGGAUCUGGGCAACUGUCUGCUGGUCUAUGUGUCCAGUUGCUUGGCUGGCAGACGUUAUCCCAGCGGCGAUAUACCCGCGGAGCAGGUGCAUCAGGUCAAGCACGAUGUGCUGCGUUGUCUCACCUCCCAGCACUCCACGGACCGUCCGGCGGAUGAGAUGCCCUAUCCAUAUCUGCGAUCGCUGCUAAAAUUCGACACACGGGAGACUUUAAAUGUCAUCUCGCUGGCAUUCCAGGAGCGUGAGUUCAGCAACGAACUGGGUUACUCCCACCGCAAGAGGAUCAUCUAUCUGCUGCUCGAAAUUAUGACGCCCGAAAAUGCAACGUGGGCGGAAAUUGGUUGCCUGUUGAACUUUAUAGCCCAGCAGAUCUCGACGCAGUGUCUGCCGCGGGACAAGCAGCUGCUGGAGCGAGUGCUGAGCUACCUGGCGCCAACGAGGUGCCAAGCAGGAGCGCGAGCAGCCUCCAGCAAUUGCGGACAUCAGCAGCGAGAGGAGGCAGACUGCUCUCCAGCUUUACCUCGAGUAUCUGAGGAGCCUAGAGCGUGCCAGCUUGUGGUAUAUCUGCUGGAGAUAAUGAUUUAUGUCACGCGGCAUGAGACCAUGUUUGGUCAUGUGGCGGCAAGAGCGAGAGAGCUGUCUACAGCGGAUCAAUGCAGACGACAGCAAUUGCUGCAUUAUCCGGACAAGAUUGAGGAACUGCUGCAGCUGCUCAGCUGCCAGAAAUCCCUGUUGUUUCGGCUGCUGCAGUGUCUGCAUGAGAGACAGACCAAAUUGCAGCCCAUGCAGAUGGAGUUACUCCUAGAACUCUGCUGUCAAUUGGAAACAGCGGAUAAGGUGCUGGAGUUUCUAACAAACAGCACAGGUUAUCGUUUGGACAAGGCCAUUGAGAUUGUGGAGCGACAUGAGCUGAAACGUGCCGUCAUCUAUCUCUACGAGCAGCAGGAGAGCUAUGCGAAAGCCUUUGAUCUGUCCAUGGAGCUGCUGCGCACAGCCGACAAGGAUGUCGCUGUCCAGGAGGCAAAGAAAAUGGCCGAACUCUUGGCGAGAUCAGCUCGCACAUUGCCGGAACAGCAGCUGGAGCGUUGUUGGUUCACCUUGUUGCAAUAUAUACUGGCGCAGCAGGAGUUGCAAUCGAUAACCAAGUCCAUGUUGCACGAGGCAUCACAGCACAUUGAUCUGCAUAAUCUUGUCCAGCUCAUUAUGAAUACGCACAAUGUAUCCAGCAGUUUUGGCGACAUCAAAGAUCUGCUAAUGAGCAUGUUGAUCAGUUCGCGACAGCAGACGGAAGCGUUGCGUGAUGCAGCCGAUGUUCUGUGCCAGAAUCUGCACACGGAGUUCGCCAGGCAGCGUCAUCUGGCCAGUCGUGGUCUUUGGGUGACCAGCAUGCGUUGCAUUCUCUGCCGGCAGCGACUGUACGAUCAGACGCAGGUCAUUGUCUUGGGUGCCUGUGGACAUGCGUUUCAUCAGCAUUGUCUUGAAGACGCCACAGCAACUCAACUUGCACAGUGUCCACGCUGUGCUGUCGCCUUGCCGUCUCAGCAGGAUGCAGUGCAGCCUCUUCACUUGCCCUGUCCCAGUCAGCAUUUGUUAAACGGCACUAGAAACUCCCAGGAGCUGGGCACACUGCAAUUAAAGGCACCUCCUCGACGCUUUUGCUAAAUUAUCUACUCGACUUUUAUGUACAUAUAUGUAUUCCAUAUGUAAAGCCAUUCCUUGUAUUUAUUGUAAACUCUCUAUUUUUGCGUUGUGUAUAAGUAAAACAAGUGCUUGUCAAGUAUUAUUGCUAAUCCUCUAGAGAUCUGUCAAGAUCUCCAAUUAACUUAACUAAAUUGUAGUUGAAAAAGCAGUCGAAAGUAAAUUAUUUGUAUACAUGUUCACAAUUAAAUUCCCUUAAAUGGAUUCACAAAA